CCUCCCCGCUUCCGUCCGUCCGUCCGUCCUUCUGUGAGGGUCGUUGUCCCCGCCGGCCCGUCCGGCCACAGGGGCCGGGGCUACCCGCUCCCCUGAACCAUCCUCGCGGCCGGGGCUGUGUGUGCAUGGGAGUGGGGGGGGAGGUUCUUUAUUGGCCUCGUCCUCCUUCUCUCUCUCCCUCCCCCCUUCUUCCACACUCCACCCAGAAAUGAUCCAGUGAAACUAGGAGGAGGUGAUUCUCCUCCUCCCUCCUGCUGCUGCUCCUGCUGGUCUGGAAGGGACUGCAGGAAUCUGUGCCGUGCUCUGCUCUGAGGCAGGGUCUGGGGAGGGGAGACCGUUCUGUGCGGGGAGGGGGCCGCUGUGACCCGGGGUGCAGCUCUCCCGUGGGGGGCUGCUUGGUUCCCGACCAUGGGGAAGGACCAGGAACUGCUGGAAGCUGCUCGCACUGGGAAUGUGGCUCUGGUGGAGAAACUCCUCUCUGGGAGGAAAGGAGGGAUCCUGGGCAGUGGAUCUGGAGCUAUUCCCUUAUCCAGCUUAUUGAGCAUCUGGCGAGGACCAAACAUAAACUGCACUGACAGUUCAGGUUAUACUGCUUUACAUCAUGCAGCUUUAAAUGGACACAAGGAUAUAGUUCUCAAAUUACUUCAAUAUGAAGCAUCAACUAAUGUAGCAGAUAAUAAAGGUUACUUUCCUAUUCACUUGGCUGCUUGGAGAGGAGAUGUAGAUAUUGUGAAGAUUCUCAUCCAUCAUGGACCAUCACACUCCAGAGUGAAUGAACAGAACAAUGAAAAUGAAACAGCACUGCAUUGUGCAGCACAGUAUGGUCAUUCAGAAGUCGUUGCUGUUCUGCUAGAAGAGCUGACAGACCCCACAAUAAGAAACAACAAGCUGGAAACUCCUCUGGAUCUGGCAGCGCUUUAUGGACGUCUGCGUGUUGUAAAAAUGAUCAUCAAAGCAUAUCCAAAUCUGAUGAACUGUAAUACAAGAAAACACACUCCUCUGCAUCUCGCUGCUCGUAAUGGCCACAAAGCUGUGGUACAGGUGCUUCUGGAGGCUGGAAUGGAUGUCAGCUGCCAAACAGAAAAAGGAAGUGCCCUACAUGAAGCAGCCCUAUUUGGAAAGGUGGAGGUAGUACGCAUUUUGCUUGAAACAGGAAUUGAUACAAACAUAAAAGACAGUUUGGGUAGAACGGUUUUGGAUAUUCUUAAAGAGCAUCCAUCUCAGCAGUCUCUCCAAAUUGCAGCUCUUCUUCAAGAGUAUAUGGAAACAGGAAAUGCAAGUAUUUCAGAGGAACGCCCGCUGGAAUGUGCAGAACAUCAGUCUUGCGUUUUGUCCCCAGAAGCUCCUUCAUCUCCAAAGGCCAAAAGUGAAGCUGUGACUGGAGAAUUAUCAAAGCUCUUAGAUGAAAUCAAAUUGUGCCAAGAAAAGGAAUACUCUUUUGAAGAUCUGUCUCAUACACUAUCAGACCAUUAUCUGGAAAAUUUUAGUAAAGUAUCAGAGGAAGAUCUUAUGACCAGUGGAAGCCAAACCAAGCUUAAUGUAAGGCCUUCUUCGAUGCGUUUAUCACCAAGGGAGGAGGAAGAUGAUGAUGCAGCUGAAAAUACCUGUGGACCUUCUGGUUUAUGGGAGGCACUGACACCUUGUAAUGGAUGCAGGAACCUUGGAUUUCCCAUGCUUGCACAGGAAUCUUACUCAAAGAAGAGAGGUUAUGCAUUGGAAGCAAUAUCUUCUGUACCUCUGGAUGUAGUUCCUUCAGAAAAUGACAGCAGUCUUUGUGAUUCGAUAGACAUAGCAGUCACCAAAAAGCCUUGUUCCCUAGAGAUAGCAAGAGUUCCUUCCUCAAGACCAGAUAAUGCACCUCAGGUAGCAAUUACCGCACCAGGAUCUGGUAACCAUAGAAACAGCUCUACAGGCCCAACACCUGACUGCUCUCCUCCAUCACCAGACACUGCACUUAAAAACAUAGUGAAAGUCAUACGUCCUCAGCCAAAGCAACGUACAUCCAUAGUAUCUUCUCUGGAAUUCCACCGAAUGAAUCACAGCCACAAUUAUUUUGAAAUCAACCCAUCCAUUGGCUGUGCAAGUUUUAUUUCUACUCCUACAAUCAGUCCAGCUAAUUAUUCCUUUGGAUCUCUGGAAUACAGUCUUGAAGAGAAAGAGCUUUCAGAGCAACGUAGCCAGGGUGAAACAUCCACUGAAAGUGAGCUUCCUGAAGGACACCCCGCUGACCAGUUUGCAGGUUUGCUUCAUGGAUCAUCACCUGCCUGUGACCCACCUGAAAAUCCACUCCAGCUGUACAGCAAAGUAAACCUGUGCAGUGGGCCACUAGAGAAAAGCAUUUUGAGCAAGAGCACAGCGCAGCAGAUACAACUACGGAAAGAAAGCAGCUCUGAUCCCCCUGUUAAGAAAAAAAAGCCACCAAUUGUAAACAGAACCAUAUUUCAUACUAAAAAUAAACCAGCAGAAAAUCAUACCCUGGUUGGUGCGCCAAGGAUAAGUGAACAAUGGGUCAUUACCACUGGGGGAUUUGUGGAGAGGGCGUGCACGCUGGGCAGAAUACGAUCUUUACCAAAGACCUUGCUGGAAAUGCAUUUGUGCAAAAAUGUUUCAAAAUCUGAUUCUAAUCUUAUCACCCAUCCACCAAAUGAUAAAAAAGCAAGAAGCAAUUGGAGUGAACCCACACCAAAGCCACAGUGCUCCAAAGGGAAUUCGGAGAGAACACCUUCCUUCACAUCAGAAUGGGAAGAAAUUGAUAAAAUCAUGAGUUCAAUUGAUGCUGGAAUUAAUACUGGACUGGGGGAGAUGAAAGAUCACGCUACAAGACCCCGAUGCCCUGUCCAGACAGUGGGACAAUGGUUGGAAAAUAUUGGGCUACCUCAGUAUGAAAACCACUUGCUGGCUAAUGGAUUUGACAAUGUGCAAUUCAUGGGAAGUAACGUGAUGGAGGACCAGGAUCUCUUGGAAAUAGGAAUCCUUAACUCUGGGCACAGACAGAGAAUACUCCAAGCAAUCCAACUUCUCCCAAAGAUGAAGCAGAUCGGUCAUGAUGGUUACAACCCCUCCUCUGUAGCUGAAUGGCUGGAUUCCAUUGAACUGGGUGACUAUACCAAAUCCUUUCUAAUUAAUGGCUAUACAUCGAUGGACCUUGUGAAAAAAAUAUGGGAGAUUGAAUUAAUUAAUGUCUUAAAAAUUAGCUUGAUUGGCCACCGGAAGCGUGUUCUGGCGUCUUUGGGAGACAGGCUUCACGAAGAUCCUCCUCAGAAACCACCUCGGUCAAUAACCCUCAGGGAACCCAGUGGUAACCACACUCCUCCUCAGUUGUCUCCAUCACUUAGCCAAAGCACUUUCACUACUGGUGGCUCCCUGGACGUUCCCCACAUUAUCAUGCAGGGUGAUGCAAGGAGAAGAAGAAAUGAAAACUAUUUUGAUGAUAUUCCCCGGUCAAAGCUGGAGAGGCAGAUGGCACAGCAGUCUUCGGUCUGUGAGAUCUGGACCAACCAGAAUGCAGGAUAUCCUUUCUCCUCGAUCCAUCAGGUUCAUAAUACUGGAGACUGGGGAGAGCCUUCAAUUACCUUGAGACCUCCAAAUGAAGCCACAGCAUCAACGCCUGUACAAUAUUGGCAACAUCAUCCAGAGAAACUCAUCUUCCAGUCAUGUGAUUAUAAAGCAUUUUAUUUAGGUUCCAUGCUGGUAAAAGAGUUAAGAGGCACAGAGUCAACACAGGAUGCAUGUGCAAAGAUGAGGAAGUCUACAGAACAGAUGAAGAAAGUACCAACCAUUGUCCUGUCUGUCUCUUACAAGGGAGUCAAAUUUAUUGAUGCCACAAAUAAGAAUAUUAUCGCCGAGCAUGAAAUCCGUAACAUUUCCUGCGCUGCACAAGACCCUGAGGACCUUUCUACGUUUGCGUACAUCACUAAAGACUUGAAGACUAAUCACCACUACUGCCACGUAUUCACUGCGUUUGAUGUGAAUUUAGCUUAUGAAAUCAUUCUUACACUAGGACAAGCAUUUGAGGUGGCCUAUCAGCUUGCACUACAAGCACGAAAAGGGGGUCAUUCUUCAACCCUCCCUGAAAGCUUUGAAAACAAACCCUCUAAACCUAUUCCCAAACCACGUGUUAGUAUUCGGAAGUCAGUGAUAGAUCCAUCCGAACAAAAGACUCUUGCGAAUCUACCCUGGAUUGUUGAACCUGGACAAGAGGCCAAAAGAGGCAUUAAUACCAAGUAUGAAACUACAAUUUUCUGAUACAAAACUGUCCCCCUGUUCCUUGUUGUGCCUUGCACGCCAAGCAGUCACAGCACAGCCUUUCCUUUAUGGCAACGUUUCAAUCCAGCAGAGAGGAAGACUGCACUGUAUGAGUGGCCUUGUAAAUAACAAAAAAGGCUGACAGUCAUUUCUGGUGAUCUUCUUCUUCCUGCAGCACUGACAGAAGAAUGACACUAUAUGAAGACUUUUAAAAUUACAGUCCACAAGAGGAGUGAGAAACCUUAUUUUUCAUGCAGUUCUCCCUUGUGACUCUGCCACAGUGCUUUCUUUGAUUUCUUAUUUUAGAAUUCUACUUUUUAAAGAAAAAAAAAACAAAAGGUCUCUAAACUAAUACUAAUGCUGCCUAUGAGUAGAGUAUUUGAUUGGGUUUUUUAUUUAAAUCUUGGCAGUUUUUAAUUGAAAUAGAACCAGAAUUAAUAAAUAGAUUAUUUGUGAAACCACUGAAUUCAUUAAUAAUUAUUGUGUUGAAUAAAGAACUCAUUAAAGUGAUGAGAAAUUAGGCACCCUGAUUUCUGUGUGCGCUGAUUUUAUAUGUAAUCAUUGAUGUCCUUUGAUCCUCUACAAAAAUAAGAACCUCUUGCAUUGUAGCAAAGGAUCAGAGUUUUAUGAAUGGUUAGAAAAAGGUAUUAAUAAUGCACAGAAAACAUUUAUUAGAUAUUUUUAUGGAAGAGAAGUACUAUAGGAAAACAUAUGAAUAUUUAUGGAAGGAAGCCAGAUUAAUUAUGAGAAAUAUUGUUUAUUUUAAAGUUAAGUAAAUGACUGCUAUUGCAGCAUUAUGAAAAUUAUAAGAGUUGUAGCAUCAGUGCACUGGAUGUUCUGUGUGAUCAGUCUGGAAUGAAAGUGGAAUGGUUAUUCUGCUACACCUACAUAUAGUUUAUGCAGUCCAACAUUGCUAUAGCCAUGAAUUCUACUAGUAUUUUUAAAAAAAAUAAUCUCAGUGGUUCUAAACAAAGUCAAAACCAUGGCUUUUGCUAUCAAGAUUUCUGUCUCAGAAAGCUUGUUUGGAAGAGUGUUGAUAAAAUUCUACUGCAAGACAUUUUCUAAAUAAAAACAGCAAGAAAAAGAAAAAAAUUCCAAAGUAAUAAAAAUGUUUUCAUGAAACAAAAUAAUUAAGCAUUUGCUUAAUAUUUGGUUAAAUAAGAUUUACUUACUUUUUCUUUAAAGUGUUUUAAUUUUUUUAAUGUCUGUGGAGUAUUUGUAUAAUACCAUGAUGUAUAUUUAUGUAGAACUGAAAUUAUAACAGUAAAAAUAUCAUUAUAGGAGAAAAAUUACAUUUUAACGUAUAUUGUUCUAUCCAGUCAAAUUGUGAAUCAUUUUGAAGUUCAUUAUAGAGAUAUUGAUAAAUUGUGUGGUUGUCUUAAUGUUUUUUUAAUUAUUAUUUCAUAUCCAGCUGAGGUUUUUCAGUUAGAAUCAUCAGUUGGUAUAUUCCAAAAAAUGGAUAAUUGAACUUGGUUUAAAACUGAUAAUUGUAUAUGGUUUAGUUCAACCUAAUCAUAGCGCUGAGUGAUGACAUCCUUUUAAUACAGUAUUCAAUUUACUUGAACAAAAUAGUUCCUUGUACAUAUUUUUGCUUAUUCACUGUUGAUAUGUACUUAGUCAACUGACAGUAAAAAAAAAAAAUAACACUAAAAAUAUGGUACCAAAAGGAAAAUUGUAUAGGAGAACAGUAAAUAGUAGCCUCACUGCAACAAAUACUUAUGUAAAUAUGCUUGGGCUUCCAGUUAUAAAUUUUGUAAUUUUGUCAUUUAUUUAUAUCCUAUAAAAGCACACAAAAUAAAAGGAAGUUGUACAGUC
Molecule: messenger RNA, 6060 nt
Organism: Catharus ustulatus (Swainson's thrush)
Lineage: Eukaryota; Metazoa; Chordata; Aves; Passeriformes; Turdidae
Gene: ANKS1B
Product: ankyrin repeat and sterile alpha motif domain containing 1B
Exons: 26
Coding region: 409-4245 (1278 amino acids)
Cellular component (GO): cytosol
Molecular function (GO): protein binding
Source: RefSeq, a predicted model, not a curated record